CGGUGGGGGUGGGGGGAAGCGAAAUGUUUUGGGAGUUGUCAGUGCACCUGUGGCUGGCUGUGUAGGCGACCCGCGCAAUGUUAUGAACACUGUGUGACAUCGACUGGUUUCGACUUGCAGACGCUCAGGUCCACCCUGUUGACUGUCGAGAACCUGCUUCAAGAAAACCACAGCAAUGCUCGGCUGCGUCACAAUUAGCGUUGUCGCCUGGUUCGUCCUCAUUCCUGCAGAUGGCGCACCCACGACGGUGCUGCCACCUGGGGUGGUGCUGCAGCUGGAGGACACGCAGGAAGCCUUGAACCAGACGAACGCCGAGCCAUGCACUGUGGCAGGAGCUGAGUACAACCACGGCCAGCAGGUGCCACGCGAGGACCCUUGCGAAUUCUGCCUGUGUCUGGACGGCGAGCUGUUUUGCUGGUGGCAGGAUCGUCUCUGCUUGCGGUAUGGCUUACAGGGUCGUCCCUGUUUCUAUCUCUGCCCUGAGACUAGGUAUUCUGUGGUUCUUCAUGGUUUGCCUCAGUCCCGUCCAGAGCCGUAA
Zootermopsis nevadensis is the source of this 538-nucleotide messenger RNA. The record is from RefSeq and is a predicted model, not a curated record. Lineage: Eukaryota; Metazoa; Arthropoda; Insecta; Blattodea; Termopsidae.